Messenger RNA from Terrapene triunguis (Three-toed box turtle), 2664 nucleotides. It is a transcript of the gene EXD1, whose product is annotated as exonuclease 3'-5' domain containing 1. The transcript has 10 exons. Gene Ontology annotation, biological process: nucleobase-containing compound metabolic process. Bases 119 to 1774 code for a protein of 551 amino acids. NCBI's taxonomy places the organism in Eukaryota, Metazoa, Chordata, Testudines, Emydidae. The record is from RefSeq and is a predicted model, not a curated record. Gene Ontology annotation, molecular function: 3'-5' exonuclease activity; nucleic acid binding.
GAUUAUCCUGCAGAGGUCCUAAGAAAGCAAAUCUUUUAACAGAGGAGUUCCCCUUUUCAUUUCCUACUCUGCUUUGAGAACCAGACUAUUUGGGGAGCUAGUUUGGGGAUAUACCAGCAUGGAUCCAAGCAACGAUUACCAGUUCCUCAAUGAGAUUCUGGGAAAAGCAGUGAAAAUCACCUUGAAAUGUGGCAUCUUCCAGGGAAUAUUGCAGCAUGUGGAUUCCAGCAGAAGUAUCGUUCUGAGCAGAGUGAAGAACUUGGAAACAGGCAGAAGCAUGGCAGGUGUGAAGAUGUUUUUUGGUUAUGAAAUUGUGAAUGUGGAACUGCUGGAGGAACUGGAACAAGAUGCAGCAAGAGGAGCUGCAACUCCCAUCAGGGACAGUCUAGUUACUGGAGGAACUGGAAUGGACAGGGGAGAACCAGCAGAGCACAGCCCACAGAGUUCUACUUGCAUUUCCCCAGAGAGCCGGUUCACCACCCUGAGUAACUUAAAAUAUACCCUGGCAGAGGAGGAAGAAGAGGAAAAUAUGGAGUACAUAGUCAUUGAUCAAUUCCAGCAGAAAUUUGGUCCCGCUAUGCUGCACAUCAAAAAACAGAGUGUUUUUGGUGUGGCAGCAGAGGGUGUUAAUCUGUGUCGUCAUGGAAGACUCUGCUGGCUUCAGGUAGCCACGAGGAGUCGGGUUUUUUUAUUUGAUAUUUUCCUUCUGGGGCCUCGAGUUUUCAAAAAUGGACUGCAAAUGGUGCUGGAAGACAAGAACAUUUUGAAAGUCAUCCAUGACUGCCGUUCGAUCUCAGACUGCCUGUCACAUCAGUAUGGAAUCAUUCUUUCCAACGUGUUUGAUACACAGGUUGCUGAUGUCCUGCAUUUCUCCAAUAUAACAGGUGGGUUCCUUCCACAUCGCAUCAGCUCCCUACAGGAGUGCUUGAUGCGACACCUCAAGAUGUCCCCCAAAAAGGUGUCCUUCCUGGCGUACAGGCAGCAGGCUGUUCAAAUCUCUUGUAUGGAGCUGCCAGAGGAGCUGCAGCAGCUGGCAGAUUUCCAAAAGUUGCGAAGAGAGAAAGCAUUAAAAAAGUACAAGGUAAAUGAGGAGGGUCUCCUGAUCAGACCACCACUGGAAUCCAAAGGAAAGAAGGCAGCAGAGGUGGAAGAAAAACAAGGAGAGGAUAGUUGUUGGCUUUCUUCUAAUGGAGCAGCCUUACAAAAGACAUCCUUCCAUCCCCAAGAUCCACUUCAUCAAAAUGAUGAUGAGCAGAAGCAAGUGGUAGAUCACUGGGAAAAUAAAAAGUCUAGAAUCGGCUAUAAAAAUCCAUCCUUCGAAAUGGAGGCAGGAGCAAGAGACUUGGUCAGCUGGAACUCUGUAUCGGAAAACACCCAAGCAAUGGGGAAGGGAUUCUCUCCAGAGCAGAAACCUCACACACAGGCUGCUGGAUCUUUACAAGAAGAGAGAAGUCUAUUGUUUACGGGAAACCAGGAUGAAGACUUAUUUUGUGCAAAGCAUAGCACCAUUGUGUCUGCCUCUACUCCUCCAAAAAUUAGAAAUUCUCUUCAAGAUUCAUUUCAGGUUCCACGGCAGCCCUCACUUUCUGUACUGCCUCCUUGCCCAGUCCUAGAGACUGUUGGUUUGUGGCAGAACCCAUCCUUGAAGAUGACCCAGACCUACAUUUCCAAUUUCCCAGUAAGGCCAGAAAGGGAAGGGAGUUCAGCAGUUCGCUUUGCCUUCCCUUCAGGUCUCAGCUGCCGGAUGCCAGCACCAAGCCCUGCAGGAAAAUAGCAGAGCUAUUUUCAUUACUCUUUCAAAAAAAGAAAAGAUCAUUGUCUCCACCGUCCUGUCAGUACAAGUGUCUUCAAGAAUUUUUAGGUAUUGGAGAAAAGUAUUUCAUUUCUAUGUUCCCCACUUGUUGAAAUAGUUCUACCGAACUCUCACCCAGUUCCAGCAAAGCUUCUGUAGUGCAGACGAGACCCUACUGUAGAUAUAGCUUGCUGGUAUAGUUUAUAUCAGUCCCCUGAACUAAGUAAGCUAUAACAGCAAAAGCAGUCUUGCGCCGGUAUAACUGCAUUUUACCUAGGACUUUUGCUGGUAUAAAAAAAUCACAUCCCUAGAUGAUAUUACUGUAUCUGCAAACAUUUCUAGUGUAGACCUGACCUAAGUGUGACAACACUGAUGUAGACUUAGCUCCAUCAUUUUCGCAAACUGAUAAAGUAACUGAGCUGUGUAGCAUGGGAUUGCUCAAGAUUGUCCAUGAUUUGGUAAAUACAUAUAAUUAAGUAUUGCAUGGUCAGCACUCUUGAUAUUUUGGAAGAGAAAGUCACCUCAUUCCGUUGGGAGUGGGGGAGAAAUGGGGAGGUUGUGUUGUGAAGUUUUGUGGCUGGUUGUAUGCAGUAAGAUUUCACUGAGCACUAACAGUGUACGUAAUAGGGAGGAGGUAUGGUUCUCUGCCCCAAGAAGAUUGCACUCUUGUGGUCCCCUCAUUCUUAGAUUGCAGAGUUUCAUUAAUUAAAUGUGAGGCUGUUUCACUAUCAUAUGGAAUCCAGGGUUUGUGCUUUUGAAUGUAUACAAAUACUUGUUUGAGUUGUGUUGACUGGGACACAAAUUGUUGAGCCAUUGAUUUCCAGUUGUCAGCCUGUGAUGUAUAUGUGCAUUUUUGAAGUAUUCUUGCUAGG